AUGCUACAAAGGGAGGUUCUUUUGGGAAUCACCGGAAAGGACUUCGUCAUUGUGGCUGCCUCCAAGGCCAUUAUGCGAGGCCCAACAAUCAUCAAGGCUCAGGACGACAAGACGCGGCAGCUCAAUCGACACACCAUGAUGGCUUUCAGCGGAGAGGCCGGUGACACCGUCCAAUUUGCCGAAUUCAUUCAAGCCAACGUUCAGCUUUACUCGAUGCGCAACGAUUCAGAGCUCAGCCCAUCCGCCGUGGCCAACUUUGUGCGGGGAGAGCUGGCUUCCAGCUUGCGGUCGAGAAGUCCUUACACAGUCAAUCUACUCCUUGGGGGCAUGGAUCCUCACACUCAGCAACCUCACCUUUACUGGAUCGACUAUCUGGCGUCCUUGGCUCGCGUACCAUACGCCGCCCAUGGGUACUAUUGCCUGUCGCUUUUGGACAAGCACCACAAUCCCGAAAUCGAUCUUGCUCAGGGCAUGAAGCUCUUGGAGAUGUGCACAGAUGAGCUUAAGCGACGGUUGCCGAUCGAUUACAAGGGUGUCCUCGUCAAGAUCAUCACGAAAGACGGUGUGAAGGAGGCUGAUUUCGAUAAUGACAAGAUCGUUCGGAGUGCGUGA
Molecule: messenger RNA, 612 nt
Organism: Penicillium diatomitis
Lineage: Eukaryota; Fungi; Ascomycota; Eurotiomycetes; Eurotiales; Aspergillaceae
Gene: pre1
Product: proteasome core particle subunit beta 4
Exons: 4
Coding region: 1-612 (203 amino acids)
Biological process (GO): proteasomal protein catabolic process
Cellular component (GO): proteasome core complex, beta-subunit complex; cytosol; nucleus
Molecular function (GO): peptidase activity
Source: RefSeq, a predicted model, not a curated record